Messenger RNA from Bursaphelenchus xylophilus (pine wood nematode), 2139 nucleotides. The record is from the annotation of a GenBank genome assembly. NCBI's taxonomy places the organism in Eukaryota, Metazoa, Nematoda, Chromadorea, Rhabditida, Aphelenchoididae.
AUGUCCCGAAAUGAAGCCUUCCAGUUCUUGUGUGAAUGGGUAAGUAUUUUCCUGUCUGUCUCCACAUAUUCAGGCUUCCAAAACCCACCCAGGGAACGAUGAAUUCAAUCCGGAAAGCAUUGUGGACGGCAAAUUAGUCGCAGAACUACUUUAUUCUUUGUAAGUUCUUACCUGAUUACUACUUUUCUUUCAACCUAGGCGGUUGAACACAGUCUUUUCAGAUGCGAAAAGGUGUUUACGAUGUCGUUUGUAGAAGAAGUGCAUGAUUGUGAGAUUGACGAGUUUGGAUCAACUGCCGGACGUCUGCAUUUAAUUCAAAAACAGGUAUCCUAUUAUUUCACUGCAAUCUACAAGAAAGAUCCCACUCAAAAGAUUACAUUGUUUCCGAGAGUAUCUGAUCUCUGUAAGCUACUUCGAUUUUGUUUUUAUAUUAUUUUAGGUAACAAAGAUGAAUCAGCCCUCCUCAAUUUGAUGUUUAUAAUUUCGUUUAUCUCCGUUUCGCAGGAAGAUCUCAGCAAGUUGACAUUUCAUUACUAUUUGUCUUUUUAGCAUCAAAGAAUUUUGUAGACUUACUGGAAAGUAAAGGCAGAACACUACGCCGAAGAAUUCGCCGGAUGGAAGCAAAUCUCGAUGAAUUCUUGACAGGAGAGACUGAACCUGAAGAAGACGUAUGUUUAUCCUUUAAUUUGACUUUCGUUUCCAUGACGGCUCGUUUUAGCCAUAUGACUUUAUAUUAUACUUGACCUCUUAUUUUCAGGUUUGCGCGCUAAAGGACAGAAAUAACGACCUAAACAACCAAUUGAAUGUCGUCAUGAAUGAGGUGAGUCUUGGAUUACGAUUGUCUGAGUUUUUAGUUAACUAAAUUGAGGAACAAUGAGAUCUUAUUGGCCGAUGAUCUGAAACGGUCCCAAAAUCAGCUAAAUAAUCUGAUCGAAGAGAAAGAAAAGAGUCUAGAACGUCGUUCUUUGGAUGAGAAGUUUAUGUCGGAUUGUGUGCACGCCAAAGAAGACAUGAUACGCUCGUUGGAAGAGAAGAUUCAAGAGCUGGAACAGUUAUUGGAUGAACGGGAUGUUCAGUUGGUAGGUAAAUAUCUUGACAUUAUUGGAGAAUGUCUUGGAUAUAAAUGAUUUUUCGCCUUGCAGACCGACUUAGAAGCUGAGCUGUCCUCACUCCGCGAUUCGUACGAACGAGACACCAAAAGUUAUGAAGAAAUUAGAGAACAGACGGAACGAGAAUUGGCCAAAUUGAAAAACGACCAAGAAAAAGCGAGAACUGGCAGCCCGGAUCAAGCAAUUAUGACAGAUUUGAGGACUCGAAAUGAUAAUCUCACAGAGAGAAAUGCAAUUCUAGAGAUGAAAGUGAAGCUUUUAGAAGAUCAGCGGGAAGAAAUUGAAGGAAUCCAGAGACUUUUGGCUCAAAAAACAAAAGAAAAUGAACAAUUACAGGAGAGAUUUGAACAAAUUAGAGAACAGAACGACACACUAAAGGAGGAGAAUGAGAGAUUACGCGAAAAGACGGAGGAAUUGGAGAGAAGUGAGGUCGUUUUGACCAAUGAUUUGAAUAAUACCAAGGAGAAGAUGGAGAAGGAAAUUCAAGAAAUGAGAGAAUCAACAGAAAGAAGCCGACUUCAAAGUCAAUUGGUAGAGACUAUGGGAAGUGAAGAGGAUAUUGUAGUUCAAAGGUGUGUAUUUUAUACACUUUUUAUUAAAACUUUAGGAGCAGUUGGUCAAAGAAUUAUUUAAAAAUUGAUUUUUGACGGAAGGUAGAUUAUGUUUGUGAUGGGAUGUUGACAAUUGAUGAUAAGGUCAUUUUGCUCUGAGAUUUUACUAUUGCAGUGUUAUGAUUUUUAAUUUUAGAACAUCUGGUCCAGCCAGACCAAGUGCAACAUCGCCCAGGCCAACAUCCGAUCCCAAGAUCCUCCAAAGAAUUUCCAAUUUCAUCUCCAGUCUGUUUGUCUGGCUGUUCUCAUUCCUCUUCCUUAUCUCCAUCUUCGCCAUAGUCAGAUAUGGAUGGUGUUCGUAUAACAAUGAACCUUUUACCUUAUUUGGAGAAGUCCGAUUGAAUGGAAGGAUCUGCAGGUUAUAUCCAGAUGUGUGCCUCUUCACUCAGCUAAUGAAACGACCGAUUGAAGAGUUUUGA